GAUGUCGUAAUUAGUUGUAAGUGGCAGCAUUCAAUCUUACCAUGAAUCUAAUUCGAAGGUCAUAUACAGAUUUUUACAGUGGUAAUAGUAGUUCGCACAAAAAUCAUAGUCUCCUGAAAUUUGACUUUUCUGAAUUCUGACACGUACAUAUAUCCCUACCGCUAUAGUGAUAACGAUUUACGAUACCUACCUAUUAGAGUUCGACUUCUAUCUGUUUCUGAGCUCAUCACUAAUAAUAAAAAUUCAAUUAUAAAACAUUAUUAUUAUUAUUAUUGCUAAAACAGUCGUGAUUGCAGGAUUUAUAUGUGAGUGCAUUUAAUAAUAUAACUAUAUAAUUACACAAAUUUAAUAAUAUUGUUCAAUAAGACAGGGCGCUUUUCACUUGAGAUAAAAUAAGAUACAAUGAUGAUAGAAACAUUUGUGUUUUUUGAUAUAGAAACUACAGGACUUCCCCAAUUUGAAAAGAAUAGAACUAAAAUUACAGAAUUGACCUUUAUUGCGGUAGCUCGAAAGGACAUUGAGACAAGUGAAUGUUUACCUCUAAUGAAUAAAUUGUCUUUACUUUUUAACCCAGAAAGGAAAAUUCAAAAAGAAGCUUCGAGGAUCACAGGUUUAACAAAUAACAAUUUAAAAAAUCAACCUAUUUUUAAAGAUAAAAUUCAAACAAUAAAUACUUUUCUGUUAGAACUCAACCAGCCUGUGUGUUUGGUUGCUCAUAAUGGCAACAGGUUUGAUUUUAAAGUACUUAGAGCUGAAUUUUGUGAGGCAGGCCAGGAUUUGCCAUCUCAUCUACUUUGCUUAGAUUCACUGACAGGUUUUAGAAAGAUUGCAAAAGAUAGUAUGUAUAUUUGUAGUAGAGUUCCUUCAAGCGCCAGUAAAAAUAUUACGAUAAAAACAAUUCAUAAUCGAGAAACAAAUAUUACAACUUCCUUAAAAGUUGAUGAUUUACUAACUGAUGAUGAUGAUGAUGAUUGGCCACAGCUUAACACAAGCACUGAAAUAUGGGAAAAAAUUGAUAAAUUAUCUAUUAAUGAAUGUCCUGCGAAUAAACCAAGAACAACAGAGAAAGUGUCUUGUCAAUUAACUGCUUUAUACAAGAGAUUAUUAAAAAAAGAGCCACUAACUUCACACAGAGCAGAAGCAGACUGUAUUAUGUUAUUAGAAUGUGUUACUACAACCAAACAGAGCUUUUUACCGUGGGCUGAUAAAAAUUGUAAAUUAAUUAGUGAAGUUAAGCCUCUAAUACGUAGUUAAGGUUCAUUUAAAGUUAAGUAUUAAGUUUAUAUUUACAAUAUUUAAUAAUUAUAUAUACUUUUAUAUAUAUAUAACAUAUAUUUUUAUUAUUUUAAAUAUGUACUGACUUAAUC
Pieris brassicae (large cabbage white) is the source of this 1367-nucleotide messenger RNA. RefSeq names its product three-prime repair exonuclease 1-like. Gene Ontology annotation, molecular function: nucleic acid binding; 3'-5'-DNA exonuclease activity. The transcript has 2 exons. Bases 403 to 1254 code for a protein of 283 amino acids. Gene Ontology annotation, cellular component: cytoplasm. Lineage: Eukaryota; Metazoa; Arthropoda; Insecta; Lepidoptera; Pieridae. Gene Ontology annotation, biological process: DNA catabolic process. The record is from RefSeq and is a predicted model, not a curated record.